GCUCAACCUGGAGAGGGUUCGUGGACGAGAUGACGGGGGAGACGAAGGCCUGCUCUGGGAACUGUGGAAACACGAAGUGGAUCUGCGACCAGCAGUUGUCGGAGUCAGAGCCCAAACUCCGAGAGUGGUGCUAUCAAACAAAAGUCUCGUGGCUCAACACCUGCGACCGACCUAUGCACACCUGCACCUUCCACCAAAGCUUGGAGGUCAUCCGUGAGGCGGUAUCGGGCAAGACCCUGACCCUUGCCAAUUCCUCGGAUCUUGCGGCUGUAUCGAAUCUGUGGCCAGACAAGAAGCGCCUCAACCUUCUCUGGGGCGUGGAGUGGGCGCGGGUAUGGCUGCCCGGGAACUUCCAAAACAAGCGCAUUUUGGUGACCACGCUUCUCCGAGAGCCGAAGGAGCGCAUCCGAUCUUUCUAUUACUUCAAGAACGGUGCGCCCACCCGUGAAGGUUUCAAGGCCUUCCUCGAGUUCCGACGUGACUUCGUGCUUGGGAACAUGACGCAGGAGCGGUACGAAGCAGAAAAGGGACAUCAGGACCGAGCCUUCACGACGAUGAGUCUCCUUCUUCGGUCCUGCUGCGAGUAUGAGACGUGGCUAGGAGAUGGAUCGGUGGCAAAAGCCAAGCUCGUACUUUCCACGCAGUUCGACCUGGUUGGCAUCACCGAACGGAUGAACGAUGCUCUGGUGAGCCUGGGUCGUUUGUAUGGUCUCUCUGCAGAAGAGACCGCGAGGAUCGGACUAAAAGCUGAUCAAGAUAAGCUCGACAACUCUGAGAACAAGCUGGACUGGACCGACGAGGAACUCAGUCUCACCACUCUCGUGGCGGAGAAGGGAACGCAGAUUUACGAUUUCGGUCAGGAGCUCUUCGAACGGCAGUCUGUGAGUCUCUUUGGGACCUAUGAGAAUUUGCGCGCGGCAGUUGAGACCUUUGAGAAGAUGGAUCCAGAGAGCCUGGAGUGA
Messenger RNA from Symbiodinium necroappetens, 962 nucleotides. The record is from the annotation of a GenBank genome assembly. Lineage: Eukaryota; Dinophyceae; Suessiales; Symbiodiniaceae.